Contarinia nasturtii (swede midge) is the source of this 1386-nucleotide messenger RNA. RefSeq names its product protein arginine N-methyltransferase 6 (gene Art8). The transcript has 4 exons. NCBI's taxonomy places the organism in Eukaryota, Metazoa, Arthropoda, Insecta, Diptera, Cecidomyiidae. Gene Ontology annotation, biological process: peptidyl-arginine methylation. The coding region runs from base 103 to 1194 and encodes 363 amino acids. Gene Ontology annotation, molecular function: protein-arginine N-methyltransferase activity. The record is from RefSeq and is a predicted model, not a curated record. Gene Ontology annotation, cellular component: nucleus.
CACGUUUUUUCUAUCUGUCAACAUUUGUUUACAAGGUUCACUGUUGAGAAUUCUCAAUUAAAUUUUUAACAAAACACAAUAUUUCACUGAAGAAAAAAAAUCAUGACCGACGGUGAGCCGAGUGAAAAGCAAACAAAACUUGAAGAAUACUUCAGCAGCUAUGAGGAUUUGGACAUUCACAAAUUGAUGUUAACCGAUCGUCCCCGUCAAGCGGCAUACCGUGAGGCAAUCCUAUCAAAUUCAUCGUUAUUCGCUGGCAAAACUGUACUUGAUGUCGGUGCUGGUACUGGAAUCCUAUCAUGUUUCUGUGCUCAAGCCGGUGCUGCCAAGGUCUAUGCGAUUGAAGCCUCAAAAAUAGCUAAUCUGGCCCGUGAUGUAGUCAAAGAGAAUGGAUUCGACCGUAUAAUUGAAGUGCAUCAAACGAAAGUUGAGGAUUUUAAAUUGAACGGUGACGACCAACAGCAGAUCGAUAUAAUUGUGUCGGAGUGGAUGGGAUUUUAUUUGUUGCACGAAGGCAUGUUGGAUUCGGUGUUGUUUGCGCGUGAUAGAUUUUUAAAACCAUCCGGUUCGAUGUUUCCGCAAAAUGCAUCAAUUUACGUAGCUCCAUGUGCGUUGCCCAGUUUGUUUGACGCCUGGAAUUCGCAUGAUGGUGUUCAAAUGACGGCUUUCGGUGCCGCAUUACGAGCACAAAAAACAUUUAAACCGGAAAUUAUGGUGGUGCCGGCCAAAGAUCUAUUACACGAAGGCACAGUCAUGGCGUGGUUCGAUUUGAAUGAAGUGUCUUUAGAGAAUUUAAAUGAAUUUGUAUUCAACGAAGUAGUCGUUGCACAAAAGCCCGGACAGUAUCAAGGCAUUUGUCUAUGGUUUGAUGUGUCAUUUCCAACCAAUGAUGAGGGCGAUACAGUUACAUUGUCGACAGCACCGACUGCCGAAUCAACCCAUUGGAAACAAACCGUCAUCUUACUACCAGAUCAACAUCAAGAGAAUAUCGAACAACACGAACCGGUCGCUUUUAAUUUGGCCAUGCGAAGAAAUGACGAAAAUCAACGACAAUGCAAACUUGAACUUACCAUUUUAGAUCCAAGCGAUGUUGAACAUCCAUUUCCAUGCGAUUGCAAUUUUACAAAAUGUAUUUUGGUUAAAGAACAUUUGAAAUUGAGCGAAGCUCAAGAUAUUGUACCGGAAUUGAUUUAAUUCCGAAGAGAUAUUUGAAAAAUAAGAUUGAAUAUAUGAAAAAAACAUUGAUUUUUGAUUUAAACAACGCCAUCUAUUGAAUUGGAAGAGAAGAUUGAUAUCACGGACCUAAGUUUAUCUCUUGGAAAUCGAGAUUUUUCAUUUUGAAUCUCGAAUUAAUCGAAUUUUAAACUACUUUGCAUCGCUUUGCAU